CACGAGCUCCUGCAGGUCGACCAGAGCAGAAGAAAACUGUUUUUCUCGCUUCACCCACGAACGCUCGGACUUUGCGGUCCUCUCUUACGAGUAAGAGUAGUUAGUAUAAGAGUACCUUCACGGCCAGUCAGAUCGAUUUUUCGCGCCUCGGUUAUCAUUGCUACUAUACUAUCUCCUGGCUUCUCAUUUCUCCAACCAACGAAAAAACAAAAUCAUGUUCUCUCGUUCCGUCUACCUGUCCGCCCUCACGGCGGCCACUACGGUUUUGGCGGGAACCAACGAGGAAGGGUUGAAGUUCCUGGAGGAAAACAAGGCGCGCGAAGGCGUGGUCACGCUGCCGUCCGGGCUGCAGUACAAGGUGCUGAAAAAGGGCAAGGGGAAGUACGCGCCCACUAAGGACUCCAUAUCAACUGCAAUUUCGUCAUCGUCUGGGUCGGGAAAGAUUCGAUGAAUUAUUUGUACUGGGGACCCAGCGCAGAUUCAUUCGUAAAUCACAUGACAAAUAAUUGGCUUGCAGCACGAGCAGGAAAAAGCUCACAACUCCUCUUCAUGCAAUGCAGAUCCGUGUCGUAUCGAUCCACGCGCAUUUUUAGUACAAAUCCACACCCAGACGUAAAUUUGCAGUGCAUACUCUCCCUGCGAGUGCCACUACGCGGGCACCACGCCCGCGCUGACCCCGGAUAUGAUUGACAAGGACGAGGUAUCCUGAGUAAAAACGUACCCACACCAGAGUCAGGAUGAGGAUUUUGCAACACAAACCUAGGAGUUUUGUGAGUCACGCAUGACAAGUUGCACUAUGCAGUGUAGUGCAGGUUAGCAAGUGCAGCCGCGUCACAGAUUAAUCUGCUCAUCCUGUUCACAGCAUCACAAAUUUCAAAACACGAUUGGAAAUGGCUCUCAUGGGGAUGCGCAUUACAAGUCUUCCUGUCUUUGCAAAUCUGCAUUACAACUCUGGCGUGGGUACGUUUUUACUCAGGAUACGAGGCGGACUGGGCGGAAUUCGACUCCUCCUACAAGUAUGCAAGGUAAAAUUAUCGUACUAGUAGUGACUGCAUUACAAAUUGCCUCAGCAUGAUGACCAAUGGAAUUUGUCAUGCUGCUUCACCUCAAGACAAAAGACUUGCCAUGCAUCAUUGCGAUGAUCACUACGAGUGCGAUAGUACUUUUGCAAUGCAUAACAAGCGCGGCGAGCCCACCACCUUCGCGCCGAACCAGGUGAUUAAGGGCUGGACCGAGGCUAUGCAGCUCAUGGUGGAUAUCCCACAGAAAAAAGCAGGCAGGUCAUAUAAUUUGUAAUGCAAAAAUAACUACACGGAAAAAUCUGUUAUGGGCGGCCCCAUAGCAUGCUUCUUAGGAUAUGCAAUACAGAUUUUUUUGUGUGUUUAUUUUUGCAUUACAAAUUCAAAUAUAACCUGCCUGCUUUUUUCUGUGGGAUAGUGGAAGGAGACAAGUGGGAAAUGUACAUCCCGUCGGAAUUGGGCUACGGCGACGGCGGCAGCGUAGCAACUGUAAAAACGUACUUGUCUACCCGUAUUUGUCAUGCAGAUCUGCAUCCACAGAAUGUGUCUCAUGCAGUACAGGAGCCUGCUCAUGAGGAGUUGUAGUUGUGUCAGUGUCUAGUGGUGUUUGGCGGGAUGGAAUAGUUCGUCAUGCUGUACUAAUCAUGAUGGGAUAUUAGUCGAUCUGUGAUUCCGGCUGCACCAACGACAACACUACGGAGCCAAAGUUGUCGUGCCUUACUCCCAUCAAAGCUUCUGGAUCUGUCUAGCAUUAUUCACAUCUCGACUACAACGGGGUAGAUACGUUUUUCCUACGGAUAAAGCGGGGCCAAGAUCAAGGGCGGCGACGUGCUGGUUUUCCGCAUGGAGAUUCUGAAGAUCAACGGUAAAAAGAAACGGGUAGUCAAGUGCGACUUCGCGGCCAAGGAGGGCUGUAUGCGUGGAAGAUAUGAUGUCUGGGUCUGGAACAAGUCUGGAAGUUUCGUACAUGCAAUUGGGGUACCAUAGAAUAACCAAAAUGUAUGAUGCAUGUUGUGCACCACGAUCAGCGCUCCCCGUUUGUGAUGCGAAAAUGUGAACUCUUUUGACAUGCGGACAAGGCUGCAUCAGGGAGCCGUUAGAAAUAACCUUGUCAUGCGUAGCUCCCUAGUCUUGCCGUGCUGGCCUGGUCAUGACCGUGCGCAACAUGUUGGCAUGACAACUACAUUCCAGACACCGAGGACAUGUUUGCAGUGGAUAGGGUGCGACGAGGACGAGCUGUCGGCGUGGGAGAAGUGGGGCAGCAAGGACCUGGCGGCCGUGGACGCGGAGGUGGCCCGGUUGACCGCCAAAUCACAGGAAACCAUGAAGAAGGGCAUGCGGGAGGGAAUCGUGGCGGACCUGAAGAUGAUCAAGCUGGUGCAGAAAGCGAAGAAGCCGAAGACUAUCCAGAAAUGAUGCGGUCACUGUAGAGCCUCGGCACGCAGGAGAGAGAGGAAAAAAGUCGUCUGAGUGCGGAGACCUGUCAGUGUUUUGCUGCCAACGUGUUAGGUCGUGCGUAUUUUCCAUGCAUGAAUUCCGCAUGAUAAUUUGUCAGUUCGCGACAAGCAGUUGUAUGAUAUUGAUUCGCGUGAUCCAUACGUAGUUGAAGAUUGUGUUGUGCAACUACGCGCAAGCGAGACCAGCUGCAGGUACUUAGUACAAAAAUGCGCAUGGAGAAGUGCAGUAGAGGUAUUUUCACGUCUGUAUUUCUUUGACCUCCUCCUCCUCACGAUCUGGUGCUGACUGUGUCGUAUUAUUUUCGCUGCAUACCCUAGGAGAAGAAGCCGAAGGGCCCGAAGACGGAAACGAAGAAGGAAAAAGAGGAGAAAGAGAGCGCGGAGUUGUAAGUGGUUUCUGGUGCUGCCGGUGGUGGGCCAAUUAAACUUCAAAAGUUUAUCGAACAGCGCUGCUUCGAUUACUUAUAUCGUUGCAGAAGAAAGAUGAAAAAGUAAGUGAGAUUUGGUGCUGAAGAGUCGAGUAGAAUCAGUUUGAACGGGUACAACAGACUUGUUUGCUUGGUUUCAGAUAAUUCUGUUCACGACUCCAAAAACCUGUCAGUAUUGCUGUGCGAAUCGUGUAUCAAAGAACAAAGCACCGACCGAAUAGCAAGAAAAGCAGAAAAGGGCCGUUGUAGCUGCUUUUUCCCCUCCUAAAAGGCUGGCUCUCAUUCUAUUCUCAUUGUUCUUCUCUAUAGUGUGGCGGAUGGGGUUUCUUAG
This is a messenger RNA of Amoebophrya sp. A120, 3235 nucleotides long. Lineage: Eukaryota; Dinophyceae; Syndiniales; Amoebophryaceae. The record is from the annotation of a GenBank genome assembly.